Molecule: messenger RNA, 1251 nt
Organism: Helianthus annuus (common sunflower)
Lineage: Eukaryota; Viridiplantae; Streptophyta; Magnoliopsida; Asterales; Asteraceae
Exons: 5
Coding region: 1-1251 (416 amino acids)
Biological process (GO): telomere maintenance; DNA repair
Molecular function (GO): DNA helicase activity
Source: RefSeq, a predicted model, not a curated record
AUGAAAACGAAACAACCAGAAAAUGAUGAAAUUAAAGAGUAUUAUGACUGUAGGUAUAUAUCUGCGUGUGAAGCGUCUUGGAGGAUUUUUUCUAAUGAAGUUAAUUAUAGGAGUCCUUCUGUUAUGCGUCUUCCUUUCCAUCUUCCUGGACAACAAACAGUUUGUUUCGGUCCUGAUGAAGAUAUUAAUCAAGUGCUAAACAAACCAUCUGUGAACUCAUCAAUGUUUUUAGCUUGGAUGCAACGUAAUCAAGAUCCUAACGACCAUGUUGCACGUACACUAACAUACGUACAGUUUCCGCGUUUUUAUGUUUGGAAGCUUGACAAGCGUAUAUGGGUUCCGAGAAUAAAAGGAAAAACAAUUGGAAGAAUUCAUUCCGUUUCUCCUUCUACCGGUGAAGCGUACUAUUUAAGAAUUCUUCUUAACAAAGUUAAAGGACCAACAUCGUUUGAUGAUAUUAAAACAGUUAAUGGUCGAGUGUACGAUACUUUUAGAGAUGCUUGCUAUGCGCUGGGUUUGUUGGAUGACGACUCUGAGUAUAUUGAGGCCAUCAAAGAAGCAAAUAUAUCAGGUAGUGCAGAUUCUCAAAGUAUCAUCGUUGUUUCAGGUUUAUCAAUUCCUGAUGAGCAACUAAAGAACUACGUUUUAUGCGAAAUAGAGAAGUUUUUAACUCGGAAUAAUUCAUCGCUUCGGAGAUUUUUAUCAAUGCCUUACCCGGAUACUUCAUCUUUAGAUAACUUUCGCUGCCGAUUGAUUAACGAAGAGCUUGCUUAUGACAGAACAGAGUUACAAAAUGUUUAUCAAGGUCAGUUCAUGGAAACAAUGGAGGAGUAUUUUUUGUUUACGGUUAUGGCGGGACCGAUUGUAUUAAACGUUGCAUCUAGCGGAAUUGCAUCAUUGCUGUUGGAGGGAGGAAGAACGGCUCAUUCUAGGUUUCAUAUACCUUUGAAUCUUAAUGAGGAUUCCGUUUGUCAUAUAAAACCAGACGAUGAUGUAGCUAAAUUACUACAGCAGACCAAACUCGUUAUAUGGGAUGAAGCUCCUAUGGUUCAUAAACAUGCAUUUGAGGCUUUGGAUAGAACUAUGCAUGACAUUUUCAAUAUAUCUAAUCCAUCCAGGUCUGAUGUUUUAUUUGGAGGGAAGGUGAUUGUAUUUGGUGGUGAUUUUAGGCAAAUACUACCUGUUGUUCCAAACGGUGGACGUCAAGAAAUUGUGAAUGCCUCAUUAUGUUCUUCUUUAUCUGUGGAGUAA